UUUAUGGUCCAUCAAUACAUAAGUUGAGUGCGUUCGUGGGUACGUCACAACUGUCAUUGUGGUUGCUGUCAUUUUGUAAGAAGAAUUUAUGACCAAAAAAUGUUCGGUUGUUGUUGGUGUUGCUCCGCAUUACGUCCAAGAUAUAAGAGGCUUGUUGACAAUAUCUUUCCAGUUAAUCCUCAGGAUGGUUUAAUUAAAAAUAAUAUGGAAAAACUAACAUUUUAUUCAUUGAGCAGCCCUGAAAAGUUGGAUAGGAUUGGGGAAUACUUAUUCCAACGAGCUUCUAGAGAUAUUUACAGGAGAAGAAAUGGUUUUGUUGUAAUUGCUAUGGAAGCAAUGGAUCAGCUUCUAGUGGCAUGUCAUGCACAAACUUUGAAUCUAUUUAUUGAAAGUUUCUUAAAGAUGGUACAGAAAUUGUUAGAAUCCACAGAUCCACAAUUACAAAUUCUUGCAACACAAUCUUUUGUUAGAUUUGCCAACAUUGAAGAAGAUACACCUUCGUAUCAUACACGUUAUGAUUUCUUUGUAUCAAAAUAUUCCGCAAUGUGUCAUUCUAAUAAUGAUGAUUCUAUUAUACGCAAACAAAUAAGACUUGCUGGUAUUCAAGGACUACAGGGGGUUGUGAGAAAAACUCUGUCUGAUGAUUUGGUUGAGAAUAUUUGGGAACCUGUACAUAUGGACAAAAUUGUACCAUCAUUGCUGUAUAAUAUGCAAAAUUCAAGAUAUGUUGAUAAGGAACAUGCAAUGCCAGAUAGCCCGACUGAAGAACGAUCAGAUCCACCACAAUUUGCAGAAACUUGUAUGCGAGAAUUGAUCGGACGUGCAUCGUUUGGUCAUAUUAGAUGUGUUAUAAGACCUGUAUUAAGACACUUGGAUAAUCACCAAUUAUGGGUGCCUAAUUAUUUUGCAAUUCAUACUUUUAGAAUAAUUAUGUUUUCUAUUCAGUCACAAUAUUCUUACACUGUAGUAGAAGCUUUAAUGACACAUCUUGACGAUCAUUCAAAGUCAUCCCCAAAAAUUCGCACCAGCAUAGCAGAUACCUUGUCUAAAAUUAUAUCGAUUGCUGCAGGUGAAAGUGUUGGACCAUCUGUAUUAGAAAUUAUAAAUUCUUUGUUAUCUCAUCUUCGGGUAAGUGUAACAAGAAAUCAAUCAUCAAGCAAUGAUGAGCAAUUAUACCAAGAAGCCCUCAUUAAUGCUCUUGGAGAGUUUGCAAAUCAUCUUCCAGAUUACCAGAAAAUUGAAAUUAUGAUGUUUAUUAUGAGCAAAGUUCCAUAUAGUCAACCAGAUCGUAUUGUGUCAGUUGGCAAAGGAGACGUAUUACUCCAAAGUAUACUCUUAAAAUCGUUGUUGAAGGUUGGUACCAAAUACCAAACUAUUCAUUUAAACACGACAUUUCCACCUAGUUUUUUGGAUCCAUUACUAAGAAUGUCAUUAGCAGCAGAUGCUGAAAUGAGACUUUUAGUACAAAAAAUAUUCCAUACUUUAAUUGAUAGACAUCGUAAUAUUAUGAAACUUGCUAAACCAACUGUGAAUAUGGUGGAACUUGGCCUUGUUAUUGAGAAAGCAUCUAGACCCGAUGUAAUUUUUAUUCGAAAACAUGGUCCUGAGAUCUAUUUAGCAUUAUAUGAAUCAUUAGAGCUGUCUAGUAAUACUGUAGAAAAUGUGGAAUCUAUUUAUACUACAUUGGCAUUACUUGCCAUUGAAUUAGCUUCUGAAGAAACUAUCUUAGAAUUAUUGAGAUUGGUGUUGAGCCUUCAAGAUUUAGCAUUAACAAGUGGUCAAAUUAGUCUUUCAUUAAAAUUUAACUUACAUGCAACAGUUAUUAGCUUAUUAGUUUUAAUAUCGUACGUCUGUAAUAUUACCGUACUUAUGGAUUAUGCAGAAAAGGUAGUGGACGCACGUCGAAAAGAUAGCCCACAUUUAUUACCAGACUUACAGUCACAAUAUGACGCUGCUCUGACAUCCAGAUUAACACCAGCUGUAUUAGUUGAUCAAACAGUUGUUAGUGAAUGCUUAAAAGGAGUUGGACUUGAUAGUGGAAAACUCCAACAAGGCUCGGGUUAUAGUAGUAAUUCUUUACAACACAGGCAUUCUUGGGUUGACAGUGCUGGACGGAAUUCAUUAGCCGAUAUUAAUUCUGGAGGUCAAGAAUUGGAUAGUGGAGGCUCAUCACCUAGUGUGCAAAAGAAACUACCUGGAGAAGAACUAACAUUUGAAAGCAUGAAAAGAAUCUUGACAGAAAAUAAUAAUAAUUAUAUAGUAGAAGAAGAAAAACGAAUGCAACUUUCUCAGUUUUUCAGAAAUGCACCAUUCCAAGAUUUAGUGUCGAAAACACAACCUAAGCACGAUGUUUUACAGAGUAAAUUAUCAGAAAUAUUUAAUACUUUAUCUGUUGAACCACGCAACACAGUUUCUACAACUGGACAACAAACGGAUGCUAAACCAAGUCAAACCCCAUCUUAUGAAAUUCAUUUUCCUGAAUUGUUUGUAUAUUAAACCAUUAUUGUAUAUUAAGCUACUAUUUUUGUUGGAAGUUUGUUAGAGCAUUAGCUAAAUGUUAGUAUUGUAUUAGAACUUGCACAUGUUACAAUAAGAGCAAUUGCUCAUAAUCUUUAAAAAAAUGACUCGUGUAUAUAGCAAAAA
Molecule: messenger RNA, 2643 nt
Organism: Camponotus floridanus (Florida carpenter ant)
Lineage: Eukaryota; Metazoa; Arthropoda; Insecta; Hymenoptera; Formicidae
Gene: stmA
Product: protein EFR3 homolog cmp44E
Exons: 16
Coding region: 100-2496 (798 amino acids)
Biological process (GO): protein localization to plasma membrane
Cellular component (GO): plasma membrane
Source: RefSeq, a predicted model, not a curated record